AUGUCACAAGAAAUGACUGGAACAGAAACAUCUGCUACAACCAAUCAAGGUUGCCUUACAGUCUCCUUUUGGAUUGGGGAGACGGUCUUUCUCAUAUGGAAUUCUUUCAAUGACCCGCUUUUUGGUUGGCUUAGUGAUUACCAGUACCUGUCACAAAGUCCAACUGCAUCUGCAACAAUGCCUCAAAACAGCUCUUCUUGGACCCGUAACAAAUGCCAAGAAUGGUGUGCAGCUGAAACCUCGCAAAAUCCACGGCUGCAAGCAAAGAUGAAUUACGACCCAGAGAAAGGUGAAAGCUACUGGACCUAUACUAAAGAGAAUAAUUAUGGGAAUGGUAUUCAUGAUCCUGGGGGUGAUUCCUUACCAUUCUUAAAAAACCAACAGUCACACUUGGGGCACUCAACUGAGAGUUCUUCUUUGAACAGUGUAAUUGUAUCAAAACGUUUGGACAACCUUUCAUGGAAUGGGCCACUACUGGCCAUGUCAUUUCUGCUCUUUUGGGUUCGUUGGUUUCCAACAGGACUGCAGUUUGUCAUCUGCUUGUGUGUCUAUGACAGUUUUUUAACCAUGGUUGAUCUGCAGCACUCGGCAUUACUCGCAGAUUUGGCCAUUUCAGCUGAGAUACGGACUCGUUUGAAUGCUCGCAGUUCUCUGUUCAGUGCUAUCGGAUCUUUGUCUGUAUUUGUUUCAUAUUCCAUUUGGGACCGCAAUAAUCUUGAUUCAUUCCGAGCCUUCUGUGUUCUACUCUGCAUCAUAUCGAUAACAGGUUUCUACUUUGGCACAAAUCUGCUGAGAAAAGCCGCCCUCCCUCCGAAAUAUAUUAACAAUCUUCAGCAGGAUGAUUUCUGUAAACGGGUCAGUUACAAAUUCAGUGCCCCCAAAAAUUCACCCGGAACAUCUGCACUGAAGAAAUACAUCAAACAGUUGACGUCACAUCGCAAUUUUUGUUGGUUUGCUGUGAUGAAUCUUGUACAGGUUUUUCAUUGUCACUUCAACAGCAACUUUUUCCCCCUUUUUUUGGAUGUUCUUUUGGGUACUCAUGGGACAUCUCUUGGUGCAUUACUUCUUGGUACUUCAUUUGUUAUCCCCCAUAUCAACAACGUCUACUUUCUGUCACUCUGCAGAAAACAUGGUGUCUACCGAAUCAUUCUUCUUCUGUUCAUGUUUAAAUUCCUUUUAAGUAUUCUCAUGCUUUGUGUGGGACCUGGCUGUGUUUGGGCUGUGUGUGUCUAUGUUGCAAGCAACCGUGUUUUCACUGAGGGAACAUGCAAGUUGUUAGCAUUGGUCAUCAGUGACUUAGUUGAUGAAGACUGUGUCUUGCAUGGUCGCUCACAGCCUGUGUCUGCUCUUAUUUUUGGAACUGCAUCCCUUCUUUCCAAACCUGGACAGACAUUGGCCCCUUUGCUUGGCCUGUGGAUUUGGUCUUGGCAAACAGGUUAUGACAUGUUUUCCCCAACAAUUGGAGAACAUCCAUCAUCUUUUCCAUUGUCCAAUGCCUCAAGUGAUUCCAGUCUUCGCCUGGCCUGCUUCAAUAUCUUGAUUUAUGUCCCUUUAGCAUGUGCCAUUAUUCAAAUGUCAAUCUGGUUACUUAAAUUUCGCCUUCAUGGUCACAGAUUACAGUGGGUGAAAGCUGUAAGGUCAGGGGCUACAUUGUCUGGCACCAUCUAG
Acanthosepion pharaonis is the source of this 1668-nucleotide messenger RNA. The record is from the annotation of a GenBank genome assembly. NCBI's taxonomy places the organism in Eukaryota, Metazoa, Mollusca, Cephalopoda, Sepiida, Sepiidae.